Solanum stenotomum is the source of this 1122-nucleotide messenger RNA. Its product is annotated as xyloglucan endotransglucosylase protein 1-like. Gene Ontology annotation, biological process: xyloglucan metabolic process; cell wall biogenesis. The record is from RefSeq and is a predicted model, not a curated record. Bases 110 to 940 code for a protein of 276 amino acids. Lineage: Eukaryota; Viridiplantae; Streptophyta; Magnoliopsida; Solanales; Solanaceae. The transcript is spliced from 3 exons. Gene Ontology annotation, cellular component: apoplast; cell wall. Gene Ontology annotation, molecular function: hydrolase activity, hydrolyzing O-glycosyl compounds; xyloglucan:xyloglucosyl transferase activity.
UAUAAGCUCCUUCUACUCACUAUAAAUACUUGCUCCCUUUAAAUCUCAUUUCACACACAAGCAAAAAAUCAUACAUUAUUCAAAGUUCAAGUAAAUUUUUUAGCUAAAAAUGGGGUCUUUUACCCAUUAUGGGUUCUUGAUUUUAGCACUUUUAUUUAGUUCUUGCAUGGUUGCUUAUGGUGGAAAUUUUUUUCAAGAAUUUGACUUCACUUGGGGUGGCAAUAGAGCCAAGAUUUUCAAUGGAGGCCAACUUUUAUCUUUAUCUUUGGACAAAAUUUCUGGCUCUGGUUUUCAAUCAAAAAAAGAACAUCUCUUUGGAAGAAUUGAUAUGCAAAUCAAACUUGUUGCUGGAAAUUCUGCUGGCACUGUCACAACAUAUUACUUAUCUUCUCAAGGACCCACUCAUGAUGAAAUUGACUUUGAGUUCUUGGGAAAUGUUACUGGUGAACCUUAUAUUCUCCACACAAACAUCUAUGCCCAAGGCAAGGGAAACAAAGAGCAACAAUUCUACCUUUGGUUUGACCCUACCAAGAACUUCCACACCUACUCAAUCAUUUGGAAACCCCAACACAUCAUAUUUUUGGUGGACAACACACCAAUAAGAGUUUACAAGAAUGCUGAAUCAGUUGGUGUCCCAUUUCCCAAGAAUCAGCCCAUGAGGAUUUACUCAAGCCUUUGGAAUGCUGAUGAUUGGGCCACAAGAGGAGGCCUAGUAAAAACUGAUUGGGCCCAAGCCCCAUUCACAGCCUACUAUAGAAACUACAUGGCCCAAAGCUUUAGCCCAUCACAAUUUUCUGAUCAAAAAUGGCAAAAUCAAGAACUUGAUGCUAAUGGCAGAAGAAGACUUAGAUGGGUUCAAAAGAAUUUCAUGAUUUAUAAUUAUUGCACUGAUAUUAAGAGGUUUCCUCAAGGUUUUCCACCAGAAUGUAGAAGAUUUUGAGUGGGCUAAGUAGUUUUUUUUUGUGAAAUUCGUUCAUGUGUUUGUGGUUUUAUUAUUAUAGGUUGUUAGCCAACUAAAAUAAAUUAAUAUGUUUUUCUUUGUUUUAUUUUGUAUGUUAUUUGAAGCUAGCAAGUAGUUUAUUUUGUAUCUAUUAUAUUUGAUAUCCUUUUUGGUACUGUUAA